AUGCCUAAGGUCGGAAAGCCCAUCUCGAAGCGCACUUCGACGCGCCUGCGCAACAGCAUCCAGAAAAAGUCUGCCGAGAAGCAAAGAAAGCUUCGCAAGCAAGCAAAGAACAACCCAGAAUGGAGAUCCAAGAUCAAGAAGGAUCCCGGUAUUCCCAACUUGUUCCCCUUCAAGCAAAAGGUCCUCGAGGAGAUUGAAGAGUCAAAGAGAAGGAAAGAGGAGGAGAAGCAAAGAGCGCGUCUGAUGGCGAAGGCUCGUCGCGAGGGCAUUGAUGUCAAGGAUAUCGACCAGGUUGCCGGUGACGACGAGGAUCUUGAUCUCAGCGACAUGGACGACGACGCUAUGGACGAGGACGCCGCAAACCCCAUGGCUGCUCUGCUCGCCUCGGCCCGCGCUCGUGCACAGGACUUUGAUGGCGAAGUUGACGAGGAUGAGAACGACAUGGACGAGGACAUGUCCGAGGAUGACAUGGUGGCUGGCGAGGAACAGACUAUGGAUGCCCCUGGCGUGCGCAAGGACUCGUCUCGUCGCGCUUUCGACAAAGUCUUCAAGAAUGUCAUCGAGCAGGCCGACGUCGUCCUGUACGUGCUGGACGCUCGCGACCCCAACGGAACACGAUCAAAGGAGGUCGAGAGACAGAUCAUGGCUUCAGAGGCUGGAGCCAACAAGCGUCUGAUCCUCGUCCUCAACAAGAUCGAUCUCAUCCCCCCUCAAGUCCUCAAGGACUGGCUCAUCCACCUCCGUCGCUCCUUCCCUACCCUCCCUCUCCGUGCCGCAAACUCGGCUGCCAACGCUCGUACCUUCGACCACAAGGCCUUGACUGUCAAGGGUACCUCCGAGACGCUCUUCCGCGCCCUCAAGACCUACGCACACUCCUCCCAACUCAAGCGCGCCAUCACUGUCGGUGUCAUUGGCUACCCCAACGUUGGCAAGUCUUCCGUUAUCAACGCCCUGACUUCUCAGCUCGGCAAGAAGGGCAACUGCCCUACUGGUGCUGAGGCCGGUGUCACAACCAGCUUGCGCGAGGUCAAGAUCGACAGCAAGCUGAAGCUUCUCGACUCGCCCGGUAUCGUCUUCCCCUCGUCUGUUGAGGGUGCAAAGGCGAGCCGCACGGAAGAGCAAGCCCGUCUGAUCCUGCUCAACGCUGUACCGCCAAAGGAGAUCGACGACCCCGUUCCUGCCGUUACUCUGCUACUCAAGCGUUUGAGUGGCAGUCCCGAUGGCUUCCAGAAGAUGCUGGAUGUCUACGGCCUGCCGGCCCUAAUGGUCGCCAACGGCGACCUUACCACAAACUUUCUCGUCCAGGUCGCUCGUAAGCGCGGUCGUCUUGGAAAGGGCGGUGUUCCCAACAUUCACGCUGCUGCACAAACCGUCGUCACUGACUGGAGAGACGGUCGUAUUCAAGGCUGGAUGGACGCACCGACGCUACAACUCGCCAAGGAGGGCAAGAAGACUCCUGGCAACAGCGACAGCACCGGUCUUGUUGGUGACCAAAAGGAGAUUGUCACCGAGUGGGCCAAGGAGUUUAAGCUCGAGGGUCUUUGGGGUGAUGAUGCUAACACUGAUGAUACGGCAAUGGAGUCGUAA
Molecule: messenger RNA, 1587 nt
Organism: Aureobasidium subglaciale EXF-2481
Lineage: Eukaryota; Fungi; Ascomycota; Dothideomycetes; Dothideales; Saccotheciaceae
Exons: 2
Coding region: 1-1587 (528 amino acids)
Cellular component (GO): nucleolus
Molecular function (GO): GTP binding
Source: RefSeq, a predicted model, not a curated record